Messenger RNA from Daucus carota subsp. sativus, 996 nucleotides. RefSeq lists its product as uncharacterized. NCBI's taxonomy places the organism in Eukaryota, Viridiplantae, Streptophyta, Magnoliopsida, Apiales, Apiaceae. The record is from RefSeq and is a predicted model, not a curated record. Bases 1 to 996 code for a protein of 331 amino acids. The transcript has 2 exons.
AUGGAAGUGCAGAUCUCUCAAGAAGAAUUUCGCAUGUUUCAUUCACUUGAUCGGAGGCUGUACUUGAUUCUUGUGACAGACUUGUUGCGCGAACCAUUGGAAGCAAUGCAAGUCAUGGCCUUGUGGUUGUGGUUGGAACGAGCUGGAUUCUAUAAUAUAGUAAAAGGGAUCCUUGAUUUUCCUGUUAUGUUAAUCAAUGAUCUUGUGGAAGAGGCUAUCAUAUGCCUCAUGUUAAUUGAAAAUCCUGUUUCUGUAUUACUCAAUUCAGAAGCUGCUGAGAUUCCUCUCACACAAAGUGUGAUACAGAAGAAUUUUUCGCUUUACUAUUUGCGACAAAAUCAAAUGGCUGCGAAAGCUGGGGUGGAAAAGACCCGGAAGACUAUUUGUAAGCGGGCUUUCGAGGAUCUGAUGCAGCAAGCCAUGUUGCGAAAUGAGGCUCAGAGGGUGGCCGAGAGCCAGCAGCAGCUUCUUAUUCAUCAACAGACAAUCCUCACUAAUAGCUUUGCUAACAAUGUGGUGGUUCCGGCUGAUGAGCGAACAAUGUUUGUUACGUUUUCGAAAGGCUAUCCGGUGGCUGAGUGGGAGGUUCGUGAUUUUUUUGUGAAGAUUUUUGGACACUGCAUUGAAUCAUUUUACAUGCAGGAAGUGAAGGAUGCGAAGGAUCAGGCUUUAUUUGCUCGAAUCGUGUUCUUUCGAGCUGACAUAAUUCAUAUGAUACUUAAUGGUGUUGCGAAGGCCAAAUUUACCAUCAACGGAAAACAUGUCUGGAUGCGCAAGUUUGUCCCAAAGAGAACGAGGCCAAUUGUGAUCGGGGCGAAGUCGAUAUCAGUGCCAAAGAAGACACUGAAUAAUGAUUCUGGGGAAGUAAUGAUAGUAAAGGAGAAGGUUGAUCCGAUUGUUGCUUUCAGCAAGCCCCCUCCACUCCCACCUGUUAUCGGGCCACUGGUUGUUCUUUCAUUGCUGGAUUCGUACUUUAGCCGCGACAAUGAUGACUGA